GUUUCUUCUGCCUGUAGAAGCUCCAUUUUCCUUCCUAUCUCCUCUGGCACAAGGCAUGGUGUGUGGCCAGUAUUGAUUCCUGCUUUCUACUCUUCAAUUUUUGUAGAAAUAGGGAGAGUCACUCCUUCUACAUGCAUAUGGUUCCUGGAAGGUGAAAUUUUAAUGUAAACCUUUGUGAGAUAUUCACUUCUGAAUGACAAAGGAAAGAUGUCUUCUUCUAAGGGUCUAUUGACUUUCAUGGAUGUGGCUAUAGAGUUCUCUAAGGAGGAAUGGGAAUGUCUGGAUUCUGCCCAGAGAGCUUUGUACAGAGAUGUCAUGUUGGAGAAUUACAAAAACCUGGUUUUUGUGGGUGUUGCUGUUUCAAAGUCAGAGGUAAUCUUCUGUCUAGAACAAAACAGAGAAACAUGGAUUGUUGAUAGAGAAGAUAUGGAAGGAAAAAAACAGGUCUGUCAUGUGAUUAUACCAAGAAGCUACUCCUCAAAGGACAUACACAGAAUUGCAUCCACAACAAAAUAACACGAAGAUUUGUAUGCAGUACACUUUCAGAUCUAUAUCAAAACAAGUUCUGGGAAUAUAGAUGUGAUAGUACAGAGUAUGAACUAUUUGAUUAUGGAAGGGGUCAAUUGGAAAAGCACAUCUUUUUCAUUUCUGAAAAUUAUCAAAAAGCCCUAACUUCCCCUGAAAGAAGUCAGCCUUGUUUACACUCAUUUUCACAACUGGAGGAUUCUCAAGGAAAUAAUUCACAAGAUUUGAAACAUAACAUUAUUUUUCACGGAAAUACACAAACAUUACAAAGUGACAUUUGGAAGAAUAAAUUGUGUUUCCUGAUUUAUAUAUUACAGAAUAUGAGAUUAAACAGUGCUUUGGUGAUUUAUGAUCAAAAGAGAUUGUGGAGCAGAGAAAAAGGUACUGAAUAUCAUCAAGGUGAAGGAAACUUCUCUCAAAAUUUAUGGCAGUUCCCAAAACAAAACCUACUCAGUGACAAGUUAUACAAUGUAGAUCAACAUAAGAAAGAAUCUAUGAAUGCAAUGAAUCAUGGAAGAUAUAAUGUGAGAGGUAAUUUUAAAAGCUCUCACAGAAUAAUUGAUAUUAAUAUAGGCUAUGUUAAGAAUCAUUUACUAAUGUAUUAAAAAACCAAUCAAUAUAGAGAGAUAUUAUAUCAAGAUAAUGCCAUAUUAGAAGAUGCUAUUUGUAAAACAAAUCUAAGUGAAAAUCAGAUAAGCAGCUUUAUUCCAGAAUAUCAUUAUAGCAAGCAUAGAAAAAUGGCUCUGUCUAAUCACUGCUCCCAGUCUUCUUUGCAACAGUAUAACAUACAAAAACUUUGUAUAAAUGAAAACAAGAAUGCCAUUUUAAGUGAAUCUUCAAUUCAUAGCUGUUAUACUGGACCAUGGAUAAAUGGAGAGUCUAAGAGAUACCUGUAUGAAACAUAUAGGGAUGCCUCAAAUGAACCAUUAAGCUUUGAGAGGCCACAGAAAGCAAAUAAAUGUAAUAAGUAUGGGAAAUCAUUUAUCCAGUCCUCAAAUCUUCAAGCUUAUAAUAGAAUUCCUACCCAAGAGACACCUUACAAAUGUAAUGAAUGUGGAAAAUUCUUUACCUGCUCCUCAAGUCUUAAAGCUUACCAUGAAAACUUUAAAGGAGAAAGACUUCAUAAAUUUAGUAACUGUGGAAAAUCAUUUUCACAGUCCUCAAAAUUUCAAGUUCACUACAGAAUUCACCCAGGAGAGAAACCUUACAAAUGUAACAAAUGUGGGAAAUUUUUUACACAGAACUCAGACCUUAAAGUUCACUACAGAAUCCAUACAAGAGAGAAGCCUUACAAAUGUAAUAAAUGUCGGAAAUCUUUUCCACGGAACUCAGAGCUUAAAGUUCACCACAGAAUCCAUACUGGAGAGAAGCCUUACAAAUGUAAUGAAUGUGGCAAAUCUUUUACAUGGAACAAAGUACUUAAAGUUCAUUACAGAAUCCAUACAGGUGAGAAACCUUACAAAUGUAAUGAAUGUGGGAAAUCUUUUACAAAAUCCUAAAAACUUCAAGUUCACUACAGAAUCCACACAGGAGAGAAACCGUACAGAUGUAAUGAAUGUGGGAAAUCUUUUACACAGAACUCAGGAUUUAAUGUUCACUACAGAACCCACACAGGAGAGAAACCUUACAAAUGUAAUGAAUGUGGGAAAUCUUUUACAAGGAACACAGACUUUAAAGUUCACUAUAGAAUCCACACAGGAGAGAAACCUUACAAAUGUAAUGAACGUGGCAAAUCUUUUACACAGAACCACAUGCUUAAAGUUCACUACAGAAUCCACACAGGAGAGAACCCUUAAAAAUGAAUGUGGCCAAUCUUUUGUACAGCAGUCAGAGUUUAAAUAUCACUACAGAAUGCAUACAGGAGAGAAGCCUUAGAAAUAUAAUGAAUGUGGCAAAUCCAUUACACAACACUCAGAUCAUAAAGCUCACCACAGAAUCCUUACUGGAAAGAAACCUUACAAAUGAAAUGAAGGUGGCAUAUCAUUCACUAACUCUCCAAGUCUUUAUAUUCACUACAGAAUCCACACAAGAGAUAAACCCUACAAACGUGGACUGUGUUGCAAUCUUUUACCUGGUCCUCCACUUUCCAAUUCCAUCAAUUAACCCAUACUGGAAAACAAACUUGUAAGUUUAGUAACUGUGGUAAAUACUUUUCCCUGUCCUCAAAUCUUCAAUAUCACCUCAAAAUACAAACUAGAGACAACCUUACUAAUGUAAGGAAUGUGGAAAAUCCUUGAUAUGGAAAUAAUGCCUUCAAAGACAACCCAGCAUGCAUCCUGGAGAGAAAUAUUACAAAUAUAUAGGACAUGCCAAAUAUAUUAGCCCAACCUCAAUGCUUUGAGCCCAUAGAUCCAUGCAUGGAGAUAACUUAAUAGAAAAAUUAUUGUCCCAACAUUCAUAAGGAAACAUUAUUUAAAAUGAAAAAAUUAUUGUCAGAAUUUAAAUAAUAUUGGAACCCUAUUAUCAGAGAAUUCUCAUAAAGAAACUCUAGAUUGAUAAUAUUCUAAAACAUUUUUGCACAAAAUUCAACUUAAAUACUUAUUUCAAAAAUAAAACAUCAAAAAUUCUUUCACCUUCUAUUAAUUAUCUGACAUCAUUAAUAAUUGUAUAGAAUUCAUUUUUAAAUCAUUAAACAGUAUUCUAAAGUGAAAGGAUUUUAACCAGAAUAAUAGUAAUAAGUAUGCUAAUACAAGCAUGUUGCAUAAUGUUUAUAGUUUAGUAUGGGAGGUAAUUAGUAUUUAUGAGAUAUAUUCUCUUUGAAGACUAUUGUGUUCUUAUACUUUGAUCUUUUUAAAUAGUAAUUUUAAUCUCUAAUCCCUCCUUUUUACAAUUAUCAAUAAAUAUAUUAGAAUUGUCUAUUA
Molecule: messenger RNA, 3386 nt
Organism: Mus musculus (house mouse)
Lineage: Eukaryota; Metazoa; Chordata; Mammalia; Rodentia; Muridae
Product: predicted gene 6600
Exons: 4
Coding region: 208-516 (102 amino acids)
Source: RefSeq, marked validated